CUUGGAGAAAAGCGGGGAGAAAAGAUUAAGGGUGCUGGGGAAGGUUGGUAUUGUGGCCGGCGGCAAUUUACCGGCAGAGGGAGGGAUUCUCGUCGGAGGCUAAGCAGUGUUUGGUGGUAGAGUUUCUAAAGGGCAAAAGUGUCAUUUAACUCAAAGUUAUGGGCGGCAAAUAAUAAUUUUACGGGCGGUAAAUAACAGUUCAUUAUAGGUACCUCCGUAACCAAUUCGUUUGAACACCCUGGCCCUGGCCUUCUUCUCUUGUCUGUUUCACUUUCAACUCCUGCAAGCAUUUGGCUCAGUUUCUCCCAUCUCAUCCAUCUGAGGAGAAAGCUCAAUUAUCAUCAUCGAAUCUAUGCUCACAAGCCGACCGACGUUUAAAGUAGGCGUCUGGAAGACUGGCGCAUAAAAGAUCCAUAUCUCCGACGGGUCGGGUAUUCCACCAUCUUCACCGGAAUUCAUCGUUGAAAGUAGAGUCGAGAUCUGACGGAGAAGCGUGAUUGUUGUCUGUAAAGUUAUAGAUUCGGAUUUCCUUGCUGUUUAUAUAGUUGCGAUUCAAACAAUUGAGAGAAAGAUGUUCAAUUAAAGUUCGAGAAGAAGCAAAUAGGGAGAUGAGGAAGAAGUGGACCGUUAGAAAAUGUCAAAGACUAAGAGGUUGCAGCAGCAGCGGAGGGCCAAAUUGGAUUGAGCUGCCGGUGGAAAUCAUGAGAAUCGUGUUUGGGCGUUUGAGUUAUUUUGAUCAAAUUUGUUGCCAUAGCGUGUGUAAGAGCAGGCGAGACGUUCCUCCGGCACCAGCCCUAGACCAGGAUUUUCUUCCACGUAUGAUUUUGCUGUGCGAGGAUACAACGGCAUUAAACUUGAUGGAACGGCAGCCGUGGUUGAUGAAUGGCAAGCAUGUGAUUGAUCCAGUGAUAUUUGAUCCAUGGAAACAAAAGGUGUACCCGCUGAGAAAAAGAAAGGAGUUCGGCAGUCGUGACAGCAGAAUAGUAGCUUUUGAUUCGCGAAAAGGUUGUCUUCUCAUUGGUAAAGAAGCAUCAGAACGAAAGACCAGAGCAAAAUCCCCCCGUACUUUUGGGUUCUAAUAACUUGUCACAAGGAUUCGAAUUGUUCCUCUACUCUCCAUUCAGAGACCAGAUGAUGAACCUCCCCUCACUCUAUGUACCAGGAAAAGUGGCUGCGAUCACCUUUGCUCCUCCGGUGGAUCAUGAUUCAUCCAUCAUCCAAGUAUUCGCCCUCUCCAUUCUUCACCGCAAUAUCUAUGAACCUUAUUAUUCCAAGCAUCGCUGCCAGAGUGAGAUCACGGUUGGCACGUGCCAGGCAGUGGUACUCGAUGAAGCUGAUGUGGCAACUACUAGUAGUUAUAGUAAUUGGACUAUGGAACCAGAAGCCAUCUGUAACCCUGCCUUCGAAACCCAGCUGAGCUUGCAGUCUGUGGUGUACUUGAGAGGGACUUUCUACUGCCUUUUCCAGGAUUUAGUGUUGGCGGGAUUUGAGGUUGCGACAAGACUCUGGCGCUGGCUCGUUCCUCGACCAGUAGAGCCUCGCACUCCUAGCUGGCGCUGGCCUUCUGGGGGCAUGUUCGAGGUCGAUGGAAAGCUUGUUGUCAAAGAUGGCAUCUAUCGCAACUGUGUAGUAUUCGAUUUCGAUACUGGAGGGUGGCGGCCUUCAACAUGAGACUACGAUGUUGAUUAUGUGAGAUUCCAGUGCUCCAGCGGCAAGACAUCGUUUUAUGCUGUGGGACCACACAACCUCCCUCGUCCUGCUAAAGAUUCCACCUUUGGAACUGAUGGUGCUUUCGAAGCUUUUUCCAAAUACCCGACACCGCGCCUGCUGUCUACUACCGCUCCUUUCUAUGAUAAGCUCUACUCUCUUAGAUCACAUUUCUCUCUUUGGAUUCGUCCUACCUAGCUAGCUACCAAGACAUAUCUGUGCUGUGCUCCCCAUUUCUAUCCGUUCCACGGGUGGGAGUUGAAAUAAGGUUAUCUCUUCAGUUCGUUUUCUUCUUGGUUUACAAUAUUGGCGGCAUCCAUGGUUAUGACUGAAUCCUGAAAUUGAUGCUGAUGCACUGCUCUUUAGAAUGUACUGCAUGCUGGACUUUGUUGGAUUCCAUGUGUUUUUCAGAGUUAAUUUUAGUCAUCUUGUCUUCAUGUUUGCAGUAGAUAACAUGAAGAAUUAGAUUGAAAACAUUGUGUUAUUCUUUAAAUAAGUGAAACUGCAUAGGGAAUUCUUUGAUGUUCUACUGACUCCCUUGGCUGCAUUUCAAUUUUAGCAUAUAUAUAAAUUGAUAGUUUGUGCUAAGGUAAGGGGCAAUUUCUAUGCAGCCAUACGUAGUUUGAGGGGGUUAGUCAUGCCGUGCUUUGAGGCUGGCAGCCUUCGUUUACUGCUAACUCUUGUAGCCGAAUAUAAUUUGUUUACAAAUGUAGGAGACAGAGGGAGUCCUCCGGAUAUGGCUGCUUUUAUCACAAGUGUUGCACUGAAGAAGAACCAACAAGAUAAGAUCGAGCGGUCUCUGCUCCUCUCUAACUAAGAGGAGAAGCGGAAUAUUUUAAAAAGCCAUGCUUAUCAUCUUAUUAGUCAUGGAAAUACGUGCAUCGGAAGAUCCUGAAUUUGAGACUUUUUUACACCAGAAAUAUUCUCUUAAAUGAUGGUAUUCGUGAUUGGAUGGCGGCUCAAGAUCAACCUCAUGAAAACCUUAUAUUCCAUGAGGAGAAGAAGGAAAGAGGGAAAACAAGAAUCCCACACAACAAGAGAAGAGUUGGUGAUUUUCCUGUUUGUUUCAAGAAAUCCCUCUCUCUUCCUUGAGAUUGACAAAGGUGAAACAGAAAAAGAAGGGAAAGACCCUCUAGAUCAAUCUCUCUACGCUGCCUAUGACUCAUCCCUUUUCAUCCAGAGGUGGAAUGGACAAAAGUGGUGAGAACAUAUUUGAUUUUCUAGCAGGCGAGAUCUCUUAUUCAUCCGCCUUUUGUAUACCUUUCUUCAAUCUUCUCAUUCCCUCGACUACAGGCCGAUCUCAUGCCUAGACACCCACUUGUCGAUCGGCGGUUUCCCCAUGGGAACAGUAGCGGCAAAAUGAUUUUGCUGGUCAAUUCAUAGUAUAUUUUAUACGAGCUGGCAAGGAGAUUCUCAUAACGGACGUAGAGUCAAGGUCUAUUCAUGCCAUUGCUUUUACGAUGCGUCUCUCCAAAUUAACAUGACGGGUUUUUUUCUAGGAUUUCCCGUUUGAUUUUCCCAUCCUCUGUAGUUUAGCUACUUCUUCUUUAGUUAGGUACUGCUGUUCUGGUGAGAUGGUAUACAAUAUUCAACAACAAGAACAUAGUGGUUCGAGAUUUGUGAAGUACUUUGUUCUUGAUGAAAAUUUUCAUUUCCUUUCUGAAAUAUGGCUUAUUUGGUGAGUUCGACAUUUUGGAGUUAGACUCUGUUGUUAACUUCAUGAAGCUCUAAUUUAAAUUUUAACUAACCUAAACUCAUAUGCCGACGGUUAAGAUUAUCCAACGUAAACCGUAUACUCAUGCUUAAGUUGUGUUUACUCAGAAUGCUGAGUAUUGUCUGCUUUAUGUUCCUGAAUAAUCAGUGCUUCAAUUUCGUAGUAGAAAUGUGUUGAGAAAGGGAGAAGAGAAUGAGUUGUUCUUUCUGUAAUAAUCUUACCGUGGCUCUCUUCUCCGACUGAAUUCUCCAGUCCUUUUCUCCUUGUGGCACACACCUGUGCGCUGUCUGAGUUUCCCCAAAACUCUCUCUUCUGUAUAGAUUCGGAUUGUGAGUGGUAGAUGGAUCCAUGGCCUUUGGUUUAGUUUCUUUAGGUAUUAGUUUUUGUACUCUUUAACGUCUUACUUUCUCAAAUUGGGGAGAAGAUGUUUUCCCCCAGGUUAUGGUGGAUUGAAACUCCGAUCGUCAUAGCAACAAUGGAGGCAAUAACAAGCCACCGCCAAACAGGAGCGUAAGAGUAAUGGGAAUGGAUGAACUCCGGAGCUGAAUCAAAUGCUUGCCGUUGGAUAUAAACAGAACCUCUUGCAACACUGCAACAGGUAAUGACUUGCAACUACUGUUAAGACAACACAAUCUAAAUGUUGUGCCUUUGCAAGAACACCGAUGGUUUCGAUGGGAACUUGAGUUUCUCAGAUUGGAAACGACAGGUUAAUGAGCUUAAGAUAGUUCUUGUCGUUUACCUUUCAAAUAGCACAUUUCACAAGCCUUCACCGGGUGAGGCCGACUUCCUCUUCUUUAUCAGGUACUUCCCAGCAAUGGUGGGUUGGAUAUUAUUGGAUUCAUUUUGAAUAUUCUGAAAUGGGGCUCACCCCAAAGUUGGUGAAGUCCUCUUCUGCAAGCUCCCACACAGUGAAUGGUGAACUCCGUCAGCAUAAACCCUCUUCGUAUAUGAAAUCAUUCCCCUGUCAGCCGACAACACCACCCGUCCCAUCCUCGAUGUCAUAAGUAUGUGAGAUCACCUUGCCUUCACCUUUUGAAACCUCUAAGUCUGUUUUACCAUAUGUUUCGUUACACUAUUUUCAUUUCCAGUUUUGACUGUACUGUAAAAAGAAAAGCAUUAAACAUAUUGCAAAAGCUGCUUUAAUGGGCAGUCUUUGGUCCUUACGUAAAGAUACACGUUUCUUUAUUGGGUUAUGAAAUUCAAGUAUUAUAUAGUGUUGACUUACUUUUAUACUAUCACUUCCCCUUUUCGUUUUAAUCGAUAAAGCCUUUCAAUGAUCUUAUGGCCGUGGCGCAGCUUACUAGUUUGAUUAUGAUACCUGAGUGGCAGCCUUGGAUACAAGAUGACAAGUGACGACGUUGGAUUUGCGCGGUUCCCCCAAAUCGUUUUGCGCUUUGGAUCAUACAUCCUCCCACCUGCUGCUAUGGAUUCCACCUUCAGAACUGAUGGUGCUUUCCGCACUUAUUCUGAAUACCUGACACUGUGUCUGCUUUGUUUAAGGCAUCCUUUCCAUAACAAGCUGUCUUCUCUAAAUAUCCCAUCUCUCCAUUUAGAUUCAUCCUAUCUAGCUAGCCACCUAUAUACACCUAUUUUGAUGGAGUAGUAUACAUUUUCGUCCAUUAAUAUAUUCUUUCCCUAUCAAUAAGAGAAGGCUUCAUCUGUUCUACAUAAAAACUAAUUAAUUGGCCCUUCGCACAACCAUCAUUGUAUAAUAUAUGUUGCAGAUUCUCUACUUUGAAUUUCUUUGUUGUUGUAAAUCACAUGUCAUCACAUCAAACUAUGGCGUGGGAGUAGAAAUAAGGUAUGUCUUCACUUCGUUUGUCCCUGGUUUACUAUAUUGAUGUCAACGGUCAUGAUUAAAUUUUGAGUUUUAUGCUGAUGCUGGUGGAGUUGGUAAACUCUUUUUGAAGUGCUGGAUUCGCCAAAUUCUAUGUGCUAGUCAGAUUUCAUUCAAACCAUGUGUUUUGUUUGCCGUAGAUGUUUGAAGGAAUAGAUUGAUUGUCAUGCUUCAGAAAAAAGUUUAACUUCCUACCAAAGUCAGUGAUGUUUUCAACUGUUGGGCUGCAUUUGGAUUUCAGGAUACAAUCUGAUAGUUUGUGCUACCCUAAGCCCCUUUCUGUUUUUAUCUUUCCAUAAGUGUGAGCAUCAUGUUUGAGCAAUGAUAUAUGUUUUUACUGCUUAACAUCACAUUGUGGAGUAUGAUGAUCAUGAGUUGAGUUCCCGAGUCUAAUCUGUAAUUUCGUGAUCGAGUGGUGCUUUCCGUUCCUUGAUACUCUAAAUUAUUUGUACUGGUGCUUUCUCAUAUGCUGGAAGAGGUAUGGCAGUGCUGCAACAUUUUGGUUAAUUGUAUUGGUUGUUAGUUCCUUUCUCCAUGUACCUUUUGGUUCAAACUUGGAGCACAAGGUAGCGGAUUAAAUGCAGAGUAGCUUUGAUAAUGAGAAACGGGAUCAGGUUGCAGUUCUGAUUUGAAGCAAUUGAAUGGUUGUCAUUCCUAAGUGCAAGUAUUCCUGAUUUCUCUGGGUUCUUUGUGAAGGACGUAAGUUUGCUAAACUAUAUUGACCUUGUUUUACAGAGUGUGUGCAGUUAGCUCGUACUCAUAAUAGUCCUGUGUCCCUACUAAUCAUCCUUCUAGGGGUUUCAAAGCUUUAAUGGCCUCCUAUAUUUUAAUCUUUUUCCAUACAACUCCCAAAUUUCCAACAUUUUGCUGAAUGUAGCGAGAGCUCAGUUUCAAAACGCUGUCGUUUUAUGCUGAAGCAAUAAAAGAGAGACACGUGCCUCAGAGUCAGCGAUACUCUUCCGCCUCGGCCUUCAAGCUCACAAUUCGCAAGGGCCCACCCAAAUCUAAAGGCCAAGGUUCUACUCUUCUUCCUUCAUCGUUACUCCACUGACGAUACGGACAGUAAUCCAAGCUUCAUUCGACGGGAGGAUUCCACCGCCAAUCGACCACAUCGCCCAAGCAGCUCAGCGCAGUUGGAGAACUUCGCUUCAUCAUUACUCCUUUACCACCGGCAGGUAAAGGAAUCCCAGCUUCAUUCGGCGGGAGGAUUCCACCCCCAAUCGACCGCAUCGAGUCUCCAUCCAGCCCCGAGCAGCACAGAGCAGCCGCGGCCUUCAGUUCUCCUUUCUCUUUCGCUGCCGAAGAAACCUUAGCUCUGCGCUGCUGUCAGUUCGCAUCUGUUCUAUUCCCCCAGUGUCCGUUUUCAAGAUUUGCAGAUUCCUCUCGGUAGUUUCGUUGAGUAUACCUUAGAAAGCAAAGAUGCAGUUGGGCGAAGGCAAUGGAGACGAGGACAUUGCUCAAGAAGAUGCUUGGGUGGUUAUUGAUGCAUUUUUUGCCGAAAAAAAUUUGGUUGAACAGCAACUUGAAUCAUUCAACACGUUUAUCAAUACGACAAUAGUGAAGAUUGUUGAGGCAGACUACAAUAAUAUCAAAGUCCCUAGCCAUCUCCCUGAGCAAAUGUAUACAAUCAAAUUCAGUAACUUGUGCUUGAGUAAGCCUAUGAUGACGGAGCCUGAUGGAGAAACAGAAGUACUAUUUCCUCAAACUGCCAGGUUGAGGAACUUGACAUAUUCAGCUCCAUUGUACGUCGAUGUCAAUUUGAGCGCAUGUGAUGGUGAAAACAUUACUAUACUCCAGACGCUCACCAAACAUUACAUCGGGAAGGUUCCUAUAAUGCUGGGGUCGAGUGUCUGCCGCUUAAACAUGACAGAUGGUACUGCAGUAACCUAUGGAGAAUGUGAAUUUGAUCGUGGUGGGUAUUUUGUGAUUAAUGGGCGCGAUCACGUGAUUAUCGGCCAGGAGAGAAUGAACAUAAACAAUGUUUAUGUUUCAAAGAAAAAGGAGCCAAAUAACUAUAGCUAUGUAGCUGAAGUACGAUCCAGAGGAGAGUUCCACAAUGGGCCGGCAACUACCACCAUGUUUGUUAAUAUGCUUUCCCGGAGUGGGGCUAAAAAGGGCAAAUCAGGACAGUGUAUUGCAAGCACUUUACCAUACAUCCGCACUGCAAUCCCUAUUGUUAUUGUGUUUCGAGCUCUUGGGAUUGUGGCUGAUAAGGACAUAGUAAAGUACAUUUGCUAUGAUCUCUCUGAUACAGAGAUGAUAGAGUUGCUGGGUCCCUCUUUGGAUGAAGCCUUUGUAAUCCAAAAUCAAGAGGUUGCUCUUGAUUACAUUGGGAAACGUGGGCCAACUGUUCCUCUUACAAAGGAAAAGAGGAUCAAGUAUGCUAAAGAUAUUCUACAAAAAGAAAUGCUUCCUCAUGUUGGUGUCGAGGAAUAUCAGGAGACCAAAAAAGCUUACUACUUCGGAUACAUCAUCCGCCGCCUUCUACUGUGCGUGCUUGGGCGGCGACCAGAAGAUGAUAUCCAUCGUUUUGGCAACAAGAGGCUCGAUCUUGCGGGUCCUUUAUUUGAAGAAGUCUUCAGAAUGUUAUUCAGAAGGCUGACUAGGGAUAUCAGGUCUUAUGUGCAGAAGUGUGUUGAUAAAAGAAAAGUGAUUGAUCUGGAAUUUGCUAUUAAAGCAAAAACAAUCACUGCCGGGCUUAACUAUGCACUCGCCACUGGGAAUUGGGGACAAGCUAGUGCUGCUGGCAAUAGAGCUGGAGUGUCACAGCUCUUAAAUCGGCUGACCUUUGCCUCUACUCUAUCCCAUCUGCGGAGAUUGAUGUCCCCAAAACGGCGCGAAGGAAAACUAGUCACAGAAGGCCAGCUUCACAGCUCUCAAUGGGGGAUGAUUUGUCCAGUCGAGACACCUCAUGGACAGGCCUGCGGACUGGUGAAAAAUUUGGCUCUAAUGGCGCACAUAACGGUUGGAUCAGACGCAGACCCUGUCGUUGCGUUUUUAAGAGAGCAGGGCACUGAAAGCUUGGAGGAAACCCUUCCUGCUGCUAUUUCUCAAGCUACCAAAAUUUUUGUUAAUGGCGUGUGGGUGGGCAUCCAUAAAAACCCGGUUGAGUUGGUUGCGAGAUUGCGGGUGGAAAUGAUGCAGGGUAUUGUGAACAGUGAAACUGGAGUUGUGAAAGAUUUCCGUUUCAAGGAGUUGCGAAUCUAUACAGAUCAUGGUCGUUGUCGUCGUCCUUUGUUCGUUGUUGAGAGACAACGACUUCUCAUAAGGAAGCAGGAUAUUCUUCGACUUAAAGAGCAGCAACAACUGCCAUUUACUUCUCUGGUAAAGGCAGGGCUUGUUGAGUAUCUUGCUGCAGAUGAGGAGGAAACAGCCAUGAUUUGUAUGCUCAUCGAUGAGCUUGUGAAAGCAAGGCUUAACCCAGAAGCUGCUGGUUCUACGACUUACACACACUGUGAGAUCCAUCCGUCAUUGAUUCUUGGUGUUUGUGCCUCAUUUAUUCCAUUCCCUAACCAUAACCCGUCCCCAUAUAUAACUCACCAAUCUGCAAUUGGGAAGCAAGCAAUGGGAAUUUAUGCGACCAACACCCAGUUCAACAUGCACUCAACAACAUAUGAUUUACACUAUCCGCAAACGCCUCUUGUGACCACAAGAGCUACGAAGCUACUCAACUUCGAGAAGCUUCCAGCCGGUGUGAAUGCCAUUGUGGCGAUCAGCAGCCAUUGUGGAUACAAUCAGAGCGAUUCUAUCAUCAUGAAUCAGUCAUCAAUUGAUCGUGGACUCUUCAGAUCGUCUGUCUUUCGUGCAUAUAGAGAUGAGGAGAGAAACAUCGGUACACUGAUCAAAGAGGAAUUUGGAGUUCCUAACCGAGCUAAUACUAUGGGCCUGCGACAUCGCUCAUACGAAAAGUUGGAUGAUGAUGGACUCACACCCCCUGGUACAAGGGUUUGCGGAGGUGAUACUUUAAUUGGAAAGACCAGUCCCAUCUCAGGGAGAGAUGUCCAGGGGCCACUUAUGCGUUACACCCGACGUGAUCACAGUACAGGUCUGCCCGGUAGUGAAUCAGGGACGGUUGAUAGAGUUUUGCUGACUACUAAUGCUAGUGGAUUGAGGUUGGUGAAAGUGAGGGUGAGAACUCAACGAAUUCCACAGAUAGGAGACAAGUUCAGCAGUCGGCAUGGGCAGAAAGCAACCAUAGGCAUGAUCUAUUCACAAGAAGAUCUGCCUUGGACGGUUGAAGGGAUCACGCCGGAAAUCAUAGUGAACCCACACUCGAUGCCAAGUAGGAUGUCCGUUGGCCAGCUUCUUGAGAGCUUACUGGGGAAAGUGGCUGCUCAGAGUGGCAGGGUACGAGAUGCUACACCUUUUACCGGUAUCACGGUUGACAGUAUUAAGGAAGCUCUUCUCGUAUCGGGUUACCAAAAACUUGGUGAAGAUCGCAUGUACCAGGGUGGUACUGGCAGACCACUCGAGAGUAUGGUAUUCAUGGGUCCAACAUACUAUCAACGGCUGAAGCAUAUGGUGGACGACAAGAUCCACUCUCGAGCAAGGGGACCUGUCCAGAUCCUUACCAGACAGCCCACCGAAGGACGGGCGCGCAGUGGUGGUAUUCGUUUCGGUGAAAUGGAGCGGGACUGUCUAAUUUCACAUGGCGCUGCCAAUAUGUUAAAAGAAAGAUUGUUCGAGUUGAGUGACCCUUAUAGGGUUCACAUUUGCCAGAGCUGUGGACUAUUGGCUAUUGCCAAUCCGACCAAUAGGUCUUUUGGGUGCAAGCUUUGCAAAAACAACAUUAACAUUUUCCAGGUUAGCCAAGUUUUUUGUGUCCACACACCAUACUCGUUCAAACUCCUUGUUCAAGAGCUCAUGGCCAUGUGCAUUUCACCAAGGUUGUUACUGCAAUAGCUGUUUUAUCAUUGAGGUGUGUAAAAAGGGAUUUUUAUCGACGAGCUUAAAGUGUGCAGGUCUCAUCGUCCAUGCAAAUAGAAUGGAACUCGUUGCCAUUGGAGUUUGGACUGAUGUUAACAGUUGCUGUUUCAGAAGUGGGGAACUCUUGAAACAGUGGGUUAGGGAGUUUCUUCUCGUGGGAUCCUCUUCAUUCCUUUCCCCUGCCUUUUUCAACAACCUUUGAUUCUUGUUCUUGGAUUUCUGUAUUCCGGGUUGCUCUUCUACCAUUACUAGCAAAGGUAUCCGGCGGCAUAAGCCGUGAGUGAACGGUAGCUUGUUACUAAAUACAAAGUAGGUAUUCGACGUAGCAAUUCAGCAAUCCACUUUCACGGUCAGGGGUUGUAUAUAUACAAAUGGAUUAUUCUGUCCCGUUCUCUCUUUCCAUUGUUCUCCACCAUUCAUUCUCUUCUGUAAUAUUAGUUUCUCCGGGGAACCGAAAUAAGCAGAGCGAAGAGCUCUCGGCUGAAGAGCAGAAGAGGGAAUCU
Molecule: messenger RNA, 10687 nt
Organism: Linum tenue
Lineage: Eukaryota; Viridiplantae; Streptophyta; Magnoliopsida; Malpighiales; Linaceae
Source: the annotation of a GenBank genome assembly